This is a messenger RNA of Talaromyces rugulosus, 774 nucleotides long. RefSeq lists its product as uncharacterized. Gene Ontology annotation, molecular function: RNA binding; structural constituent of ribosome. Gene Ontology annotation, biological process: translation. The coding region runs from base 1 to 774 and encodes 257 amino acids. The transcript has 3 exons. Lineage: Eukaryota; Fungi; Ascomycota; Eurotiomycetes; Eurotiales; Trichocomaceae. Gene Ontology annotation, cellular component: ribosome; cytosolic small ribosomal subunit. The record is from RefSeq and is a predicted model, not a curated record.
AUGGCUGACGCUCCCCGUCGUGGAGGAUUUGGUUCUCGCGGUGACCGCGGUGGUGACCGUGGCCGUGGCCGUGGUCGUCGUGGUCGUCGCGGUGGCCCCAAGGAAGAGAAGGAGUGGCAGCCCGUCACCAAGCUCGGCCGUCUCGUCAAGGCUGGCAAGAUCACCUCGAUGGAGCAGAUCUACCUGCACUCUCUCCCCGUCAAGGAGUACCAGAUUGUCGACUUUUUCCUGCCCAAGUUGAAGGAUGAGGUCAUGAAGAUCAAGCCCGUCCAGAAGCAGACCCGUGCCGGUCAACGUACCCGUUUCAAGGCCAUUGUCAUCAUUGGUGACAGCGAGGGUCACGUCGGUCUCGGUAUCAAGACCUCCAAGGAAGUCGCUACCGCCAUCCGCGCUGCCAUCAUCAUUGCCAAGCUCAGCGUUCUACCCAUCCGUCGUGGUUACUGGGGUUCCAACCUUGGUGAGCCUCACUCUCUCCCCACCAAGGAGAGCGGCAAGUGUGGUUCCGUCACUGUCCGACUUAUCCCCGCUCCCCGUGGUACCGGUCUCGUUGCCUCGCCCGCCGUCAAGCGUCUCCUCCAGCUUGCUGGUGUCCAGGAUGCCUACACCACCUCCGCCGGUUCGACCAAGACCCUCGAGAACACUCUCAAGGCCACUUUCCUUGCUGUCGGCAACACUUACGGAUUCCUCACCCCCAACUUGUGGAAGGAGACUAAGCUCAUCCGCAGCCCGUUGGAGGAGUUUGGUGACGUUCUGCGUGAGGGCAAGCGAUACUAG